AUGGGUAACACCGUGGGCGUUGAAUGCUCCUAUAACCACGUCCGGCUGACGAGCAUUCUGGUGAAGGGGAAAAUGAGGACUAACGCUGAGCAGACAAUGAACGGUGGAAUCGGUGCAGACUCGCGUGGAGAGAAUUGCCACUCAACUGAGGACACUCAGCCUCACGUGGGAACGAAAAAACAAAUUAUUUCUCUCAAAACGGUUCAUAAUUGUAUCUCCGGUGAAGGGUCCCAAUUCAAAUCGGAUACACACACUUUGAAUGGAGAGUACCUCCAAAUGCAGAAGGAUAUAUAUGCUUAUAUGCUAACCAUACGACACCUCAUUGUGGGCCCUGUUCACUUGCUUGUACUGUGUCAGGAUAGAGAAAAAAACAAACAUCUCCAAAUUUGGCCGUCAAAAAUGGGUACCCACUUUGAGGAACCAUUCUGUGUGUAUCACCAUUUCGUGGAAGCCCAAUCAGGGGAAGCGUCACAGCAAAGGAAUAACGGGAAAGACCCACUGCUGGAGGAUCAAAUUGCUCAAAUUUAUUUCAUUACCAUAAAGCUGAACAGCUUGGAUGAAGCUCUGAACAAAUGCCCAGAAAAGACAAUCGCAAACAUGGUAAUAAAUCUCACGGGGAAAAGGAGUGCCUACCUUAGGAGAAAAAUUUUUAAAUUAAAAAAAAUGAAGGACCUCUCCUAUCACGAAGAAAUAAAGUGUAUCAACAGCGCACUUUUUUUUUGGGAAAAUAUUAUCCGAACAUUUUAUACAAAUUUGUGCGGGAGGAGAGUACACAUGGGGAAGGUAGCAACAAAACGGAGGGGGAAGAAAAUAAAAAUAGGCUACGAAAACAGUUCCUGA
Molecule: messenger RNA, 840 nt
Organism: Plasmodium cynomolgi strain B
Lineage: Eukaryota; Apicomplexa; Aconoidasida; Haemosporida; Plasmodiidae
Exons: 1
Coding region: 1-840 (279 amino acids)
Source: RefSeq, a predicted model, not a curated record